AGCGAUAUUAAUCUCUAUCUCUGCCCGCGCAAGGUAAUCUUUUAUCGAGACGCUCGCUCGAGCUAUAUAGGCGUUCGCGGAGACACGAGCCGCCGCCGCCGCCACCAGAUAAUAAUUUCAGUAUGUGUUGAUUUCCUUUUGCAGUCUAGCCGCGCGUGUGUCGUUCUAUCGAACAUCCGGCUACACCCAGCCGCGUCUUACAUCGAUUGUUAACGCAUACGACGGAUGACGCGGAAAACCGACGAAAAUCUGAUCGAGACGAGCAUGUCGACGACCGCAGCCAAAUCGAAUCGAGAGGUGUCGGUAGCCUGUCUCGAGAACGCCACGGACGACAUCGACGAGAAUGCCACCGCCAUCAAGGACGGCAAAAAGGUCUUCCUGCGCCAGAGCCUCACCUGCCUGUCGCUCUGCUCCAACAUCCUGGCCUGCGCCCUCUGCUUCGGCCUCAGCACCAUCAUGGACAAGCAGAUGACGCCUCUAUCCCUCACCAAAAGCUCGAAUCUCACGAACAGCUGGAAGAUCGAUCGUGGCGAGCUGUUCGACCAGCCGGAGAUCGUCGUCGAGUCGCUCGAGCUGCGCUCCUGGAUCAUCUCAUCCCUCGUGUUCUUCAUGUGUCCGGGCGGCUGGAUCAUGGUCGCGUGCACGCGCUGCCUCGGUCGUCGCCCUCUGCUUUUAAUCAGCGACUGCGUCUUCGUCGCGGCCUGGCUCUGCGUCACCUUCGCCGAGACGCCCUACCAGCUGCUCGUCGGUCGCUGCGCCCUCGGCCUCUGCAUGGGCGUCCUCCUCGGGCUCUGCACCGUCUAUCAGGGCGAGAUCAGCGCGCCCGAGCUGCGCGCCAUGCACAACGUCGUACAGUCGGUCUUCUUCAGCAUCGGCAUGGCCAUCUGUCACACGCUCGAUCUCUGGAUACACUGGCGCACCAAUUCGGCCCUCGCCACAUUCUUCGCCCUGUUCUCGCUGGCGGCCAACUGCUAUCUGCCCGAGAGUCCGGUCUGGCUGGUGCAGCGCGAUCGCCCGCUGGACGCCGAGCAGUCCUGGAUGUUUCUGCGGGGCGAGCUGCGCUUCGCCGAGUUCCAGUCGAUGCUCGACGCCCGACGACUCGCCAAGUCCAGCUCCAGAUCCGGAAGCGCCGCGGAGUCCAAGUGCCGAAGAUAUCGCGAGCUCGUGGCGUCGCGCAACUUCUGGAAGCCGCUCAGCAUAAUCCUGCUGCUGUUCACCGUGGCGCAGACCAGCGGCGUGGGCUCCGUCACGUUCUACUGCAUGCAGAUGGUGAGCGAGAUCGCGGGCGAGGACAAGGCCUACGUGGGCACCCUGGCCCUCGACGCUUUGCGGCUCUUCUCCUCGCUGGCGCUCACCUACCUGAGCGGUCGUCACAGCACCCGUCGACUCACGCUGGCCUCGUCCUUCGCCUCCGCGACUUUUCUCUGUCUGCUCGCCGGGGCGAUCCUGAGCGGACUCUCGGGCCCGUGGCUGCCUCUGGUGCUGCUGUUCUGCUACGAGGUGGCCAUCAGUAUCGGCCUGCUGCCCCUGGCCUGGACCUACUGCAGCGAGCUGUUUUCACCCGCGACGAAGGAGCUGGGCAUCGGCAUUGUGACCAGCUACAAUUAUCUCGUGCUGUCGAUCGUCGUCAAGACCUCGCCGUACUUCUUCGCCUGGCUCGGGCCCGCCGGCACAUUUUUGUUCUACGGCCUGACGACCCUCGUCGGAGCCUGCAGUCUCUACUGCAUUUUACCCAACACGAGUAACAAAUCGCUGAUAGAGAUCGAGACGAUGUUUACCAAACGGACGUGAUUUUUAAAUUGUCUUAAUUCUUAAUUUUUAGUUUAUAGCUUUAAUC
Messenger RNA from Trichogramma pretiosum, 1837 nucleotides. Its product is annotated as facilitated trehalose transporter Tret1-like. The coding region runs from base 226 to 1791 and encodes 521 amino acids. Gene Ontology annotation, molecular function: transmembrane transporter activity. NCBI's taxonomy places the organism in Eukaryota, Metazoa, Arthropoda, Insecta, Hymenoptera, Trichogrammatidae. Gene Ontology annotation, biological process: transmembrane transport. Gene Ontology annotation, cellular component: membrane. The transcript is spliced from 2 exons. The record is from RefSeq and is a predicted model, not a curated record.